ACUUCUCAGCUUUCAGAGUCGGCUAGAAUUACGUCGAUGGUGCAAAUGGUUUAGGAGUUACGGUAAUUUGAAUUUUUCGUUCCACUUUCUACGGUAGAAACACAGCCGCCGUGUAGGGGAGCUUGAUAGCUGAAGUUAGCAGUAGUACCGUUGCUGUCUAUCGAUGUUUCGGUGUGACUAUUGGUCUUGCUGACUCGCCGAACGUGUCAUUUAUGUACCAAACUUUCCUUAUACCUCUAAACAUUGCUACCGUUACUCUCGUGUUGUGUAUAAAGGUCCGGGGAGAGUCCCAAUGGAUAACCUGAGUGGUGGACAAAACGCCGCUUUGGUAGUUCUGACUUUUCUCCAGGCGGACUGUAGAAACUCAGAAUACGGAAAGGAGCUUCUCUCUUUGCGGCAAGAGAUACACCGUACGCGGGACAUCAACUACAACAGCUCCGUGAAGGAUGAUCUGGAAGAUGGCGUCCUGGAGACUGAUGGCCAUCUGUCCAGCUGUAUCAGAUCUUCUCUUGGUGAUAUCCAGCCUUCAGUGGAGCUGCAGUGGGCGAGUGAGUAACUGAACAUGAGACCUAAACAUACCGUUCACAAGUGUUUAAACGACAGCUAAAGCCUGCUGAAGUUAAAGUACAGUAACAAUGAUAACAUAUGACUUUUUGAGUUUUGACUGGUCAUAAAACACGACCGUAUAAAGAUGCUGUAAAAAUAUCCAAUGACUUACCCUAAAGUGGAGGAGUCAGAAUCGGUCACACAUUAACAUUGUUUGAUUAGUUUUGAAAAACAUGCCUAAAAGUAGUUUCUUAGUACUUAAAAUACAAGUAAAAUAAAGUACUUUAACCUUUACUUAAGUAGACUAAUAGACUGCUAGUUUUACCUUUACUGAAGUAUAAUGUCAUUGAAGUAAAUGCACCCAUACUUGAGUAUAAUGUUGUAGUACCUGUGCACUGCAGGCCUUUUCAUUCUGAAUUUACUGUAUAAUAUGUUUUUAUUUAAAGGGUGUUUUUGGCUGUUUUACAAUCACCACCCAGGGUUAUUGGUGUGUGAUUUUCCUUAGCGCAUAUAGUGAAAGCUUUCAGCUGUAUUGAAAUUAACUAGAGAAACUGCAUUUCCUGCAUAAAUGCGUUGGUGUGCUGAGAACUUAACCAAUACUAACAACUGAAUAUGAAACUGUUUGCUGAAAUAUACAGAGUUAAGAUGCACUGACCGCACCAGCUUGAAUCCUGAAAGCUGAACUAAACAACCCACAUAAAUAAACAGCUAUAAACAGCUUGAUAUUGUUGGAAAACUACAUUUCUAACAAAGGAUGCAAAUCUUGAUCAAGCUUGUUUUUAAAUUAAGGGAAUUUAGGACUGAAAGUUUCGAAGAACAGCCAUACUUGAAGAAUACAUCUGACUUAAAGUUGAAAAUUAGAGGUAAAUUGUGUAUAGAGUGUGAGAGUUGGAUUUAAACACCUAUAAUCUGAAAACAAAGUUUAAGACACACUCACUUACGUUGUUGCACACACCUAUCAUCUCAUGUCAUUUACAGGGGACUGUAAUUCAGUCCAAAAGUCAGAGCAUUGACACAAACAUCUCUAAACUUGUUCUAUUUAAAGGUCACCAAACAAUUGAUCCCACAGAAAGUGAAAGAAAAAAGCUUUUCCUUUGACGCAAGUUUGAAUUCACACUUGUGCUUCUUUGUUUCCAGGAAACUAGUAUGUGCUACAGAUAGAGAAGUGGUCUUUACGUUUAUGUAGCAAACGUGUUCAUGGCAGGUGUUCUGAUGUUGUGACAAUCAUGUUUUACAGGAAACCAAGAUGAUGCAGGAGUUCAGCAGGUCGCAGAAGGCCUGAGAGAAAUAGCAGCCCAGCUGGAGCACAGUGUUGUGGCUCGGGCUACACAGAACGUCAGCCGGGAAAUAUUAAAAUCUCCCUUAAAUGUAAGUCUUCCUGUGCAUUAAGGUUCUCAUGAUAGAAGAACUUUGAAAUAUGAUAGGAUACCAGUAAAAAUCAAAUGAGAUGGAGACCUGUUUUGAUACCACAAUAACCAAAAGAGACCCAGGUCCCUGGGGCCAACAUGUACAGUUCCUCAAAAGGUCCAGAGUUUCUGGGGAAAGUUCCUGCGGUUGAAAAACCCCUUUCGUUUUUUUUUUUUGUAAUUUACAGCCUAUGACAUUGAAAACGAUUGAAAAAAAGUGUAAUUGCUCUGUUUAGGGCAAACACUUCAUUUCUCCCAGUCCAAGUAUUCAUGAUAAAAUGAGUCAAGAAGAACUUUAUCAUUAAUUAUCAAAGGGAAAUUCAAGGAGGAUCUCAAGGAUCUCUUUAAGGAUCUCAAGUUUGUAAUGAGCGGUGUCCUUUAAACAUUGUCCAGUCCUAGUCUUAUAAUUCAAAGGCCCCUGUCUGGUUGACCCCUCAGUAUCAGGUCAGAGACUUAGGUUCAUAAAUUUAAAAAAAGCCAACAAACUGUGGAGCAAUCUCUUCCCCCACAGCUGCUGGAAAAUGUCUGGACACUUACUGUUUACUGGUAAUACACCUGUUGCUGCCACAUUUAUGUACAUACAUUACACUAAUCAUCUAUUCACUGUUUUGAUCCUGUUGCUUUUACCCUUUGUGCUUUUGCAGCAGUGGAAAGACCACCUGACCCGGGAGGUGGAGAGGGUGAUGAGGCAGGGUGUAGGUCUGGAGCAAUUCACCCAAGAGAGGGUGUUCAUCGCCUUGACUCUGACCCUGGUGAAGGGAGUGUGCGAGCAGGCGCCACAGCUGCUGAGAAACCUUUUUAACAUCGCGCUGCAGUGCAUCAGCGUCAGAAGGAGCAGCUGAACGUUGAGCCGCAGGUUAAGAGGAAAUAACUGACAAGAUGACUAAAUCUGAAAAUGGCAUCUGCUAGCUAUUCCCCGGUGACUGAGUGAGGUGACAUGAAGUGAACUGGCAGAUAUGAGAGUGGUAAAUCGAAGGGAAGUGAUAAUUCCCCACUUUAAGUUUACAGUUGGUAUUUUAAAAAAGUGAAAGUUGUGUUUAAAACUUGACUUUUUUUUUCAUUUAAUGUCCUUUUUAUUUUCCCUCAGUUUAUUUUCUUACUUUGAAUACUUGAAAUAGAUGAAUUUUUUUCUCUGCAUUCCAUUAUUUCACAUUUUGCAUGCAUCAAAUGUAACAUGUCAAUUCAAUCCUUACAAAUAAAUCUAUUUUUCUUGAA
Molecule: messenger RNA, 3167 nt
Organism: Xyrichtys novacula (pearly razorfish)
Lineage: Eukaryota; Metazoa; Chordata; Actinopteri; Labriformes; Labridae
Source: the annotation of a GenBank genome assembly